Pyricularia pennisetigena is the source of this 4710-nucleotide messenger RNA. RefSeq lists its product as uncharacterized. NCBI's taxonomy places the organism in Eukaryota, Fungi, Ascomycota, Sordariomycetes, Magnaporthales, Pyriculariaceae. The transcript has 6 exons. The record is from RefSeq and is a predicted model, not a curated record. Gene Ontology annotation, biological process: chromatin remodeling. Gene Ontology annotation, cellular component: nucleus. The coding region runs from base 1 to 4710 and encodes 1569 amino acids. Gene Ontology annotation, molecular function: histone H3K9 demethylase activity; histone H3K36 demethylase activity.
AUGUCCAACGAAGAGGUCUACGCCGUGGCCAACGGUGACACAAUCGCCGUUGUGCCUCCGAAGCCCACCGGCUUGAACUCGCCGCCCGACAGCAACAAUGCCAUGAAGCUCGACGGUAGCGAUUCAGAGCUCAGCGACCUCGACGAUGCAAUCACCGCGGACCUCCAGGCUGCCCGGCCAGAUGGUCCCGCGGCCACCGCGACUGCUCCGACCGCAUCCGAGCCCGCACCCGAACCCAAGAUCGAUAUCGGCGAGGUGCUGCCUGCCGAGUAUUCGGGUACUGUGCCCGUCUUUAAGCCGACCAUGGAGCAGUUUCGCGAUUUCAAGCUCUUUAUGGAAAAGGUCAACCCUUACGGCAUGAAGUCUGGCAUCAUCAAGAUCGUGCCGCCGCAGGAAUGGCGAGAUUCCCUGCCCCCGAUCGACGACCUUGUCAAGACCAUCCGAGUGCGCGAGCCCAUCAAGCAAGACAUCAUGGGUUCCAAUGGAACGUACCGCCAGGUCAAUGUGCUGCACCAACGCUCCUACAACUUACCACAGUGGAGGCAGCUAUGCGACCAGAGCGAGCACCAACCUCCGGCGCGCAGAGGCGAGCGUCGUGCCAAUGCAGACAAGCCGAAGCCUGCGCCGAGGCCGAAGCCUGCUGCUUCUGCCGCCAGCAACGGUACCACGACCACCACAAGAGGACGUCCCCGAGGUCGCCGCGGGCGUGGAGGUCGUGGCAAAAGUGCGGCCGGCACGAGGAGAGAGUCCACGGUUGAGUCUGAGACGAGGCCCAUGACUCCCGAGUCCCCGAACGGCGAGGAACACACAAUUGCCGAAUCCGUCGAAAACGAGCCCGGUAUCAAGAUCGAGGAAGAUGAAGACGAUGCGCCCGUGAUGCCUAGACGGAUGGGAGCUGUUAGUGGCGGAAAGGGCAAGGUUCAGUCCACUUCGGCUCGGCGCAAGUAUAUUCGACGUGAAGGAUCGGCGAUGAUUGACGAGGCGGCCUUCAAGGACUGGGACUAUCGCAUGGACAUCUCCGACUACACCCCAGAGCGUUGUGAAGAGUUGGAACGUACGUAUUGGAAGACUCUCACGUACGCCCAGCCACUCUACGGGGCCGAUCUGGCCGGUACCCUCUUCCACGAGGAUACCGAGCUGUGGAACCUAAACAAGCUUCCCAACCUACUCGACGUCCUUGGAACCAAGGUCCCGGGUGUGAAUACCGCCUAUCUUUACUUGGGCAUGUGGAAGGCCACUUUUGCCUGGCAUUUGGAGGAUGUUGAUCUCUACAGCAUCAAUUACCUUCAUUUUGGUGCCCCCAAGCAAUGGUAUAGCAUCUCUCAGGCCGACGCCCGCCGCUUCGAGGCCGCCAUGAAGAACAUUUGGCCUACCGAGGCCAAGGCUUGCGACCAGUUCCUGCGGCACAAGGCCUUCCUCAUCUCGCCCUCCCACCUGCAGCAGUAUUACAACAUCAAGGUCAACAAAUGCCUGUCCUACCCAGGAGAGUUCGUCGUCACAUACCCCUAUGGGUACCACUCGGGCUACAAUUUAGGUUAUAACUGCGCCGAGGCCGUCAACUUUGCCUUGGACUCCUGGCUUCCCAUGGGCAAGAUUGCCAAGAAGUGCGAGUGUGCUCAAGCCCAGGACAGCGUUUGGGUCGAUGUUUACGAGAUAGAACGCAAGAUGCGCGGGGAGUCAACCGAGUAUGAGGAAACGGAAGAUGAAGAAGAGGAAGAUGACGAGGACGACGACGUGUCGAUGGCUGGCCUGCCCACUCCACCAUCGAGCCUCAUGGUCCGCGUCAAGGCUCGGGGCCGCAAGCGCAAGCGAACCGGGGCAGACGUUGAAGACAGACCCAAGGUCAAGAGGAUACGGCUUCGAAUCAGAUCGCAUGUGGAGCCGCCCUGCUGUCUCUGCCCUAACAGCAUCCCGGGCGCCGAGAUUCUUCCCACGGAUGAUGGUCGCAAGGCCCAUCGUCUGUGUGCGCUCUAUCUGCCGGAACCUUUUAUCGAGGUUGUCGACGGUCAGGAAGUUAUUGCCAACGUCGCUAACAUCGCCAAGGCAAGAUUGGAGCUGAAGUGUCUCUACUGCCGUUCGAAGAAGGGGGCAUGUUUCCAGUGCUCCCAGAAAAAAUGCCCCAGAUCUUACCACGCCACUUGUGCAGCAGCUGCUGGAGUUUUCGUUGAAGAAGGCGAGGUCCCCAUCUUUGGCGAGGAUGGUACCGAGUAUAAAGAGCAGGCUUUCGAGUUCAGCUGCCGUUUCCACCGCAACAAGCGGGACAAAAAAUUAGACGGUCCCGCUUUGGAAAUUAACCCACGUGUCAGAGAAGCUGCUUCAGCCCUGAAGGUCGGGGAGACAUGUCAAGUACAAUACUAUCGCGGAGAAAUCUUCGCGGGUGUCGUUGCCGAAAAUCGCCCAGACGAAGAGACUCUCCUACUUGACAUCAUCCCCAAUGGGUACGACGCCCCAAGUUCAAAGAAGGAUAGGAACAGCAGACUAACCCAGCAUAGCGAUCGUGUCGAGGUUGAAUGGAAGUGGCUCUUGGUUCCCGAUCCUACCGAAUUCCGCCUGCCCAAGGCCUCACCGAACGCGCUACCGAUGCCAACCUCUAAAAAGGCUCAGGCCGAGAUUCACGCUACCAAGCGCGCAGGAGAGGAGCGGCCAAGGGCAGACGACAUGUUUGCCGAGGGUUUCAAGUGGGCAGAGUUCCAUACUUGCGACAAGGACGAGUUCAAGAAUGCGCCACAGGGCAAGGUCGACUUGUCCAAGGAGUGUCAAGUGUGGCAUUAUCUUGGCAAGACAUCCACAGAUCUUCGACCCCAGUAUACCGAAGACCUUGCCCGUCCCCAGCAUAACCCAAAGAGCAGCUUCUUGGACUCCAUUUCCAAGCCAACCCCGCCCCGCCGCCUGUCGAUAACUUCAACUUCGUCUGCUGAACCUCGCAGGUCUUACACCCCAAUUCCUCUGCCCAAACUCCCUCCAGGCGCUCUCAAGACUGAGAAGCCGUACGUGUACAAACCUCGCAAGUCGAUCUACGAGUCGCAAUUCUCGCCACAGACCUUCGCCCCCAAGAACCCUAUGCCCCCUCCCACUUCGUCGACUUCCCAGCCCCAGGCUGGAUCCGACCCGCGAUUCAAAGUGCCUUCUGCCCCCGCUUCUAGUACUACUUCUGCCGCUGCCGCCCCAACUGCGAUUUCAGGAAACGCUACCACGACCACCGACACCAACAUGACUCAAGCUAACGCUUCCACUGCUCCAACUUCUUCCGCGUAUGUAUCCCCCUACAGCUCGUCGACUGCUACCACCGCGAAUACAGCGCGCCCGGCUGUUGGGGCUCCGCUAGGGCCGCCCCCGCCCAAAUCUACUUGGGCGAAGCCAGCUUUGCCAGCUGCUUCACGCCGACACACAGUCUCUGGCGGAGCUCCACCUGUCCCAAGACGGAAUUCCUUGUCCGGGGCUCAACCGCCCGCCAGACCAACUGCAGCUGCUGGUGCCGCUCCUAGGCAGUCUAAAGUUCCACUGCCGCCCUAUGUACUUCAGCAGCAACAGAAGCAACAGCAGCCCCAGCAGCAGCCUCAGCAGCAGCAGCAGCCGCAGCGCUCGCAACUUUCUAGUGUAGCUCAGAAAUAUGCUUUCUUCCAGGUGAACCACAACAGGGACUCGUCAAGAUAUCGUACACCCUACGCCACCUGGGGUGGCUUCACCAAUGGCUACGAAGGUAGUCUGCAGCGGCAGUUGAUGAUAUCGACCGCUCGUGCUCGCUCUCGGUCUACUAUCCAGCACCGGCGCGGUAACAGUUUCAACCUGGGCGGUGGGCUCACCGGACUGACCAAACCUGCAAGGCAUCUUAACUACAGCGACACGGAGGAUUCUCUUGAUCCCAUGGAUACCUUCAAGUUUCCUGCGUCUGAACCAAGCUCAGUACCCAACUCAGUUCCUCAGUCGCCAUCUUCAAUGUCGCUCGACUUUUCGAUGCCAUCUCCGCAUUUGACGGCAGCCACGGCUCCUUCGCCUACCUUCCCUUCGCUGCCUGAUACCUCACUUACGCUGUUUGAGCCCUGGGAUAGUGCACCUUCGGCCACAAGUCCGAUGUUUCCAUCGCCUCAGUAUGGAUCGAUGUGGCAACAGCCUUUCAUCGGACCACUAAGCUUCAUGGAAUCAAUGUCCCAUACUCUUGGUCCAUUGGGAUCGAUGGGUCUGGGGCCCCUUGGUCCUAUGGGUUCCGGCUCUCAAGUGGGUUCUUUUGGGGGCUCGGCGGACGUUGUUUUUACAACGCCAGCCAUGACCAUGAAUCCCACAACGCCACCGCCCAUGAGUCCUUUGACUCAGCAUGUGCCAUCGACGCCACCAGGAUCCCGCGGGUCCCAAUUUGUUUCGGGGACCCCGUCGGUGCCUACGUCACCUGGAUCGUCGGUGACAACCUCGCAUCACCAAACCCCGGAGCAACAACUGAGGCAACAGCUUCGCAGGAUCUCAGAUCCACCGCAGUCACCGUAUCGUUUCCGGUGUUUAAAUCAGCCGAGGUCGCGACAUAGGAGCCGCAGCUCUCUAAGCGGUUUCAACCAGUUGCAAGGCCAGAUUCUCAACCUGUACCCAUCGCUGCCGAAUAACAACAGUCAAGAGCUUCUGCUUUCUGGGCUUUCGCCCAAUACUAUCGAGCAGGACGGGCGCGAAUUGCAGAAUGAGAUUCUGGGGACUGCGCGAUUGAUUUGUUCAAGAGGGCCAUGA